This is a messenger RNA of Dalotia coriaria, 2003 nucleotides long. RefSeq names its product receptor-type tyrosine-protein phosphatase T-like. Lineage: Eukaryota; Metazoa; Arthropoda; Insecta; Coleoptera; Staphylinidae. The transcript is spliced from 6 exons. Gene Ontology annotation, molecular function: protein tyrosine phosphatase activity. The record is from RefSeq and is a predicted model, not a curated record. Gene Ontology annotation, biological process: protein dephosphorylation. Bases 4 to 1425 code for a protein of 473 amino acids.
AAGAUGAUUAUUGAUGAAAAAGUAGAAAACAUUGUGCUCUUUGCGAGUAUGGAUGAUAUCUGCAAUGAUAAGCUUCUAAAAUACUGGCCGAAUUAUAGGUUAUAUAGAUAUAUGUAUCUAUCAAAUAUUAAAUUAACAGCUUUGAAUUUAUACGUAUUUCAAAGUUACGAGAUACACUAUAUUCAAGUUCAGCAAAAUGAUAUUGUAGUUAAUGCUCGUUUCUUUCACUUUACAAAUUGGUAUAAAGGAGGAUCACAAAUAUAUCCACGGAAUAUUAUUUCAUUUCAACAAUUACUUCAGACGAUUAAGCACUCGUCACAACAUCCUAUACUAGUUCAUUCUUUCGGUGAACUAGAUGUAUGUGCUGGUUUGUUUAUACUAGUUCAUAUUUGUAUACGACAAGCACAACUGGAAGGUCAUGUAGAUAUUUGCAGUCAAGUUGAAAAGCUUCGAUUGCAGCGACCAAAUUACAUUGACAGUGUGGAAGAAUAUUUGUUUGCUCAUCUUAUAUUAUUGGAGUGUAUCACUCGGCCGCAACAUGCUUACCCAUGCGAAAACUUCGCCAUCAUUUACUCAGAAUUAGAUGAUGAAAAGUUAACAGAAGAAAUGAGAAAUAUUUUAGAAUCAAUAUGGCUCAUAAAUCUGCUGCGAGCUAGACAUCCAGUCUUAGAUGACAACGACAAAGACAGAAAUAGGAAACAAAACAUAUUUCCAUAUUCAUCUUGUAGCAAUUUCUUACCACUCAUUGAAGAUGACAAUUUAUGCUAUAAUGAUGCUAUCUUUGUGGAUGGUUACCAGCAGCUCAAAAAAUUCAUUGUCUUUCCACAUCCACAUCAAAAUAAUGUAGAUGACUUUUGGAAAAUAGUAAUGGACAACAACGUACAAUUAGUAAUAUCAUUACAAAGUGAAUACCAUAUGAAGCUGUGGAAAAGAGGUAAGCUCUAUAUUACACCAAAUGGUACAAGAGUCAUUCAUCUGAAAGGACUUGAAUCAAAACAUUUUCACAUGCAUACUUUAGGAUUAAGACCAAAAAAAAUCUCAGGGAAAUAUAAAAAGGUAAAACUAAUUGAAGUUAAAAGAUGGGACGUGGCGCAAACAGUUCCGCAAAAUUUACGCAGAUUGCUGACAACUCGACUUGAAAUGAAUAGCGUAAAGUGUCAAGAAUUUAGUAGUAUUUUAGUGAUGUGCGGGAAUGGUGCCACUGCAUCCGGUUUAUUUGUUGCAAUGUGUAAUCUCCUGGAUUGCAUUGAAUGCGAACACGUAGUUGACGUGUAUACGUGUGUACGAAACAUUCGUAAUAGCAGGCGACAAUUUGUCACAGAUACUAUUCAACUUCGUGCAUUGUUUGACAUUGCAAAUUUGUAUUUAAAUGAUGUUGAAGAAAACAAUCACAUUGGUACAACUACAUUGCAAAUAAAUAUUUGAUGAAGCAAUUAAUUGAAAAAAAUUACGUCCAGCAAAUGACAAUUAAUUUUUUUAUUUAAAUGGUAGUAGCAUAAUAAAGUGACUUCGAGCACAAUUUCUUAUGGGAUUUUGAAACUUGAGCCUUCGGUAUUUGUUAUUUUGCAUGCAUUACUCACGAUAAGAUACGGUGUGUGGAUGUGUUGACAAUUACGUGUUCGGCGCUGUUCGGCUGCGGAGUUACAACUGACAGUUGACAGCGUGCAUACUGGAUGUUGCAAAUUGUAUAUACAGGAUGUUAAAACAAAUCAACCAUUUACAUGAACAUGUCUAUAAUGAUGUCGAAUUUUCUAUAGACAACCAAUAAAAGUCAAGAUUGAGAUGGUGAUGAUUAAAUACAGAUACAUUCAAUCGCCUCUGGCGAUCCCACAAAAUAUGUUCCUGAUCCGUCAGAAACGAAAAAUCUCCAACGACAAGAUUCCAUCGACGAUAAAUUCGCUUAAAUAGUUCGAGUUAACGCGAUUAAACCAACUACGAUGAGAGAUAAUUGUUUGUCCAACUAACGAUUUAUACUCGUUAAAACAAUCAGUGCACACAUGUAG